Plasmopara halstedii is the source of this 1173-nucleotide messenger RNA. RefSeq lists its product as hypothetical. The record is from RefSeq and is a predicted model, not a curated record. Gene Ontology annotation, cellular component: membrane. The transcript has 3 exons. The coding region runs from base 1 to 1173 and encodes 390 amino acids. Lineage: Eukaryota; Oomycota; Peronosporomycetes; Peronosporales; Peronosporaceae.
AUGGCACGUGGUAAUUCAAUGCGCUGGGGUCGAGCUCUCCUUCGUUUUUUGGACUUUGCGCUAUCUCUUGUAGCACUUGCUACUCUAUCCCGUGCUUUUGUGGGAGCAUCGUACUAUGGCUACUCGAGUAUGUUGGGCAGCAGAGCAGCAACGUAUGCGACGCUUAUGACGUAUACGGGCAUGGUAGUGGGCCUCUUCUUUCUCCUCUUUAUGGAGCUUUUUCGAUUCUUCCCACGUCCAACUCCUCAUCUCUUUGAGCAACUCAUCGAUCUUCUACUAGCAGCAAUGCUGGUUGUUGCUGGAAUUGUAUUGGUCGUGUCAGACUAUGUGUCGAAUUGCUCUGUCUACGGCUAUAUGCUGCGCUGCAAUCAUAUGAAGACGGCAGUGGUCUUCACGUUCCUCGCAUCAUUUUCUUAUUUUGUGACCUUCUUGCUUGACUGUUGUGAAAGCUUCAUGGGAUCGCGUCGUCACAAUGGAAGUGACUUGGAUGAAGCAGGUCAUGCUGUCGACUAUCAUGCUGAAUCUACCCCCACUGGAAUCUCGACACCUAAAGACACUUCGAACCGCGUAAAAGAGACUUUCUAUCAUUUAAGUGUUGAGUUCGUGUUCUUUUUCUUGGAAAUUAUCCCAUCGCAGGUCUCAAGUCAUAGAAAACUUUUUUGCUGCUCACUUAUCGCUUACAUUGCAUUACGAACGGCUGGCGUAUCGUACCAGAAUACGACAGGAGGUCAAACUGUUCAAGUCGUCGUGAGCAGUAGUGCUAUGAGUUUUGCAAGAAUUAUCAACUUUUUGGCCUUUGUAUACGCCUUCGCCUUCUUAGUGUUUAUUGAGUGGCUUCGCUUGUGCAUACAACCUGUGCACUACUGUGAAAGAGUGAUGGAUAUGGUGCUUUUUGUGAGUCUUGCCACUGCAUCCCUAUUUUUGCUCUUGUCGGGGGUCACGCUACAUUGUCAUGGUAGAUUCAAUCACUUCGUGCGAUGCGGAAGUAUCUAUCUGGCAGUGGCAGCGUCAGUUUUGUCAACACUUGCGUUUUUGGGCGUGACAAUGAUCGGAUCACGUGAAGACGGACCAAGACAGAACCCAGACGAUCGCAACCCCGAAACGUACGAACAACAAAGCACCCCGCGGACUGGCGCAACGCCGGUACCCAUAGUCACUGAACAGCCAGCUUAG